AUGGUGGUUCAGGACAAGAAGCGGCUGUCCACGGGCAGAGGCGAAGACGCCGGGAUCGUAGCCAGGGCGACGCGAACCUUGUCUGAGUCGCGGAUCUUGGGCGCGUCGAAAGAAUUGGCCGGAGAGGCGGCGUACGUGGCGAAGAGACUGGCGAAGAGCACCGGGAAGGCGGCGUGGAUCGCCGGGACGACUUUUCUCAUCUUGGUAGUUCCGCUCAUCAUAGAGAUGGAUCGGGAAGCUCAGCUCACCGAGUUCGAGGCGCAGCAAUCCCACCUCCUCGGAGCUCCGCCGACUACGAUGGCCUGA
Messenger RNA from Linum tenue, 306 nucleotides. NCBI's taxonomy places the organism in Eukaryota, Viridiplantae, Streptophyta, Magnoliopsida, Malpighiales, Linaceae. The record is from the annotation of a GenBank genome assembly.